AUGGUAAAACAAGGUCAAAUGUACUCGACUAUCAAAAGCCUAAUUAAUAUCUCUCUGACACACAUUCAGGAAGCCGAGAUCCCCUAGGAUAACCUCAGAGAUGUUAUUACCUUGUUAAUAGACCGUGUAAGACUCAAAAUUCACGCUCCGAGGGCCUGGGGGCAGACACACAGCGGCCUGGCCAACCGCUGGGGCUGCCCCGUCCUCUCCCUCGAUAGCGAUUUCUGCGUCUUCGACCUGGCGGCCGGCUACUGCCCGCUGAGCCACUUCCAGUGGCAGAGCGUCUGCGCGGCAGGGGGGGCGCAGGGCUGCUACGUUCCCGCUCGCUGCUUUUUCGUGGAGAAGUUCUGCAGGCACUUCAGCCGCCUGAACAGAAGCCUGCUCCCUCUCUUCGCCGUCAUGAACGGCAACGACUAUGUCGAGCUGGCGGCUCUCGAGGUGUUCUUCAGCAAGGUGCGCUUGCCGAGGGGCGGCGGGGCGGGGAAGCAGGGGAGGCGCGCCCGCCUCCAGGGGCUCCUGCGCUGGCUGGCGCAGUUCGCCGAGCCCACCGAGGCCGUCGACAACGUGCUGAAGUACCUCAAGAAACACCAGAGGGAAGAAAUCAGGGAGCUGCUGUGCACUUCGAUGGAGGAUUAUACUCCGUCGGACGUGAACCUUGAGGACUUUUUUCAGAAUGGAAAGUAUGAAUGCGAGGCAGCCAGGAAAGCAGACUUACCGCAGUGGGUACUAGAUGCUUUGGCAAAAGGUAAGCUGGCCCCGUUCAUCAGCGAUGCCCUGAUACUAAGAAGUACCUUCCUCCAUGUUCAGGUGGAGGACAUGCAGAGACCUAGCGCACAUAGCACAGCUUUGCCCAUUCGACAAGUUAUCUAUGGACUGCUGCUGAAAGUAUCUCAAAAUACUGAAGCUGCUUCUCCAGGGAAGCAGACCAACGAGCUGCCUGUUGUAUGCGAAUUUGACAGACUCCAAAAGACACUUAAAAAAACAUUUGUUCAAGCAGCAAGCCUACCCACAGGUUUUUGUGAUGAUCAUUUUCCUUUGGACAAGUUAAUGAAGGUGCCCAUGUCAUGCCGUCAGAUGCUUUUGCUGGAGACUCUAGGAGUGAAAAUGAGUUUCCUAGAAUCUAUCCCCAGUCACUUACAACUCCCUGUUGCUGUAACGUGUUACUGGAUAUGUUGUUCAGAACCAAAAGUUAAGUUGCAUCAAUUAAAGGCUUUACUUCUGAUGAUAGUGUCUGGAGAACUGCACAGGAUAACAAAUGAUCCAGGCUUUACAAUGGGACCCUUGUGCACAGGCUGUAUCAAGAGCUUAAAUCAACACCUUCAGUGGAAAAUCUGUUUAGUUCAUCUCCAAAAAUGACUCAGCUUUAUCAGGUUUUGUUAA
Nipponia nippon (crested ibis) is the source of this 1380-nucleotide messenger RNA. It is a transcript of the gene ASTE1, whose product is annotated as asteroid structure-specific endonuclease 1. NCBI's taxonomy places the organism in Eukaryota, Metazoa, Chordata, Aves, Pelecaniformes, Threskiornithidae. The record is from RefSeq and is a predicted model, not a curated record.